Molecule: messenger RNA, 2119 nt
Organism: Tilletiopsis washingtonensis
Lineage: Eukaryota; Fungi; Basidiomycota; Exobasidiomycetes; Entylomatales
Exons: 3
Coding region: 311-1993 (560 amino acids)
Source: RefSeq, a predicted model, not a curated record
CUCGCUGUUCGGCGGUGCGAGAAGGCCGCCGCCGCUGCUCCGCUCUCACAUUUUUGGCGGGCGGCCACACGUGACAGGCACCGUGGGAGCGAGCACUCGACUCCAUCCAGACGCCGCGCCAGCGCCGCGCGCCCCGUGCGGCAUCGCGCAUGCGCCUUGCCCAUCCCACUCACUGCUCCACCCCGACCUCACCUGCCCAGACGAUCGCUCUCUCCUCCGCUGCUCUCCGUGAUCCGCACGCCUGCACGCGUCUGAAUCCUCGCACGACUGGGCCGCUUCACUCCUCACGCCCGGCCGCUCUGCGCCCGCCAUGACGCUGGUGGAGGGAGACGAGCUGCAGCGCAUCUGGGGCCUCGUCGCCGAGCUCUCGGCGCAGCUGUCGGCGAACCGCGAGCUGUGCACCAGUCUGCAGCAGCAGCUCGACGAGCUCAAAGGCCAGGCCAUCCAUGCCAGCACGGGCUACUCGCUGCGCCGCUUCAACCUCGACAUCUCCAAGGAGAAGUUCGAGUCGAGCCUCGAGCGCAUCAAUGCGUCGCUGGUUAUGGAGAACCAGUCGCUGGCGCACGAGAACCGGCAGCUCAACCUGCUGCUGCGCGAGUACGAGCAGACGCUCGAGACCGUCAUGGGCAAGUUCCGCACGUUCUCGCACGCCACACAGCAGCACACGCUGCAGCUCACGUCGCACUACGAGUCGCUGCUCUCGCAGAGCGCCUACAACGCCGCCUCCGGGUCCCUCACCCAAGAGACAUCCAUGUCGACGCAGCUGACGCAGCUCGGCUCGCUCGUGCGCAUGGCGCUGCGCUCGCUCGAGGGUGAGGCACCGUCUUCGCCCUCCUCCGCAGAUCUGGAAGCAUAUAGCGUCGGCGCCCUCUCCGGUGCUGCUCAACCGAUGCCCCGCGGCUAUGGCUCGGCGCCCUCUGCUGAUCCGCGCUGGCACGGAUCUGGCGGGUACACGGGGCCAGCUGGCGACCCGGACGCCGCUGGCGCCUUCGCUGCGCUCGAGGAGCUCACCGAAGAGGAGCGGCUGCGCUUCGAGAACGCUCGGCUGCGCGAGUUGCUCGGGAUCGCAGACGAGAUCCCAGACCCGCCGCCGCCCACUGUCUUCCCCACGAAGGAGCAGCUCAGCCUGGGCAAGCCGCGUGUCGGACGCCGAGCCAGCGCUGCUGCGGCCGCGGCCGCUGCAGCAGCAGCGGCCGAAUCGUCGGCGAGCCCUGCAACUAGCCCGCAGACAUCACCACAGACGCGCCCAAGCCCCGGUCCGGAUCUGAUCCCUGCCGGAGGCGCAGGAGGGCCGCCGCAAUUGGACGGCCCGCCGCCACCAGUCUCGAGCAUGUCCACGUCGCCCGUCCGUGCUAUUCCGGCCGCCCUCGCCGCUCGGACGAGCCCGCGCACUCUGGCUUCGGGCACGACCAGCAGCGCGCAGCUGUCACCGACCAGCCCAAAGCUCCGCACUCUGGACGAGGCACCUACCGAUGCAGAGCUGGCGCAGAGCUCACCGGUCUUCGACGACAACGACAGCACCGAUGCAGCUCCCGUAGCAAAUCUGCCGGCUGUCGCUGCCGCUGGUGCGGCGGAAGACGAGUCGCCAGCGGAGCCGAAGGCGCCGGAGCAGACCCUGGGCUCGUCUUCACCGCCCCUGGAGCCGCCCACGAGCGUUGGCAACGCAGCGCCGCCGCCAACUGAGGCACGCGACAUCGAGCCUGCGGCCGAGUCCGCGGCCGCGCCUGCCGACGCCCCGAUCAGCACGAGCGAGCAGCCGAGCGAGUCCUCCGCGGCCGAGGUCCUGCCCGCCUCCAGCUCUGCCGAGACCUCGGAAGCGGUAGGCGAGCACGCCGAAGACGAUGCUAGCCCAUCGAGUCUGCUACUCGAUGUCACUACGGAUGCCCCUGGCGACGGCGAGCAGACCUCCUCAGCCGAGCCCGCCGACGCGGACGUCGAGGCGGCGCAGGCCGCCGCACCAGUCGCAGCCGAGGCGGAGCACGUCGAGAGCUAGGACAGCUCGGCAAUAUAUCCCAUGCGUCUCGCGUCGUCACGCAUAUUACAUCAAGGCAUGCUUGGGAGGGGUCGAGGGGUAAAGGGUCGUAAGUAGACAGAUUUGGAGGGCUCGUGGGCGAUGUGG